Molecule: messenger RNA, 2010 nt
Organism: Dentiscutata erythropus
Lineage: Eukaryota; Fungi; Glomeromycota; Glomeromycetes; Diversisporales; Gigasporaceae
Source: the annotation of a GenBank genome assembly
AUGGUUUACACAGAUGAACCAUUUGUAUACGUUGCAUGUGGAAAUACGUCCAAUUCAUCAAAUUCAGAACAAAUAUCAACCUGGAAAGAAUUGCAAGAUGCUAAUCCAAAUUUUCCGAUGAUUGAAGAGAAUUCUAUCAAUUAUGUUCCUGAGACAGAUAUAUGCAUUUUAUUUCCAAUUGCCAAGGUAACAUAUACUGGAGAGGUGCAUAAAAACUUUAAAUCAGAUUUUCGCAAUGAAAAAGAAUUCUAUAACGAUUAUUGUACAGAAUAUGGCCAUUUUUUUGUCAAUAAACUACUUGUCGGAGGAAGAUUAAUUAUUAGAAAUUUUGAUAAUGCGAAACUAGAUCAAGUUGAAGAUUUAAAAUCACAUUUAGCAUGGGCUUUCUAUGCAUCACGUUCAUUAAAAGAAAAUCCUAUGGAAAAUGUAAUAGUAGACGACUUUCUUGUCUUUGAAACAUCUGAUAAUAAUAUACAAUCGCCGAAAGAUUUAACCAAGUGGAUGAAAAGUUUAUAUGAGGAUAAUGUAGUUGAAAUCAUAUCUUAUGAAGAUGUCAUCCCUAUUUUCACACUUCUAGACCAUCAUAAAAUUAACGGAUUUACUAAGCGCUUAGUUCCUGGCAUUACGCAUAAGCAUAAAGAGCUGACUUUUAAAAAAUGGUUAAGUGAUACAUCAUCAGUAAAUUUACUACAUUGGAUUGAUAAAUUUUAUUUCUGUCACGGAGUGUUAGUCAACCAAUUUGGAAUUACUUUUUCUAAAAAAUGUGCAAUAGAUUUUGUAAAAGCACCACUAAUUACUAAGCACGAUUGUUUAUAUUUGCAAAUAAUUCAUCCCAAAACAAAUAUAGAGGAAUCUUUAUUAAGGCAAAACAUGAUAUAUGAAUCAGAUUCAAUUCCAUUUGUUGAUAUGACAACUUCGAAAACCAACGACAUGAAUUAUUUCUUCAUAAGACAUGAAAUUUUUAAAAUUUCUUUAAAACCUUUCAAAUCUUACAUUAAACCUCAUCCAGAAUUUAUACGAGCCGUAAAGGUUGCUCUUAAUAGCAUUCGUCCAUAUCAUGCACUUCAAGACGUGUUUAAUGAGUUUGGUCAUCUUUUACCACAGACUAUCAUUUUGGGCAGGCAACUCAGAAAAGUUUCACAAAAGCUAAACGACUCGGCAAAUAAUUUUCCUCAUGAAAUUUCUUUAGAGUCACCGUUAAGAGAUGAUAUUAAUAAAGCAUUUGAAGAACUAAAUAUGAAAUUUGAAUAUUUAACAAAAUCAAACGGAAAUAUACUAAAACUAAGUCAAGUUUAUGAUUGGUAUGCUGAGUAUAACAAUGACCAUAGCCUGUUAGAUGACGUUAGAACGGACCAAAUUUCUCCAUUAUACAAAAUUUUAGAUAAGGAAUUACAACAUCAAAUCGAAAUAAUUUUGGAAAAUAGAUUAAAUAUUCGAAUCUUAUUAACAGGUCUUACAGCAGUUGAUAUGAGCAAGGUUAUUAAUAUGAGCAAGAAAGAUCUCACUGAAAUACAAAUCCGUAUUGAUUUUAAUGUACAUUUAAAUGAUGAUUACUUUCAAGUUUUUGGGCAUGUUAUUGAUGACGAUAAUAAGAAAUUAGAAGGCGGAAAUGUAAGAUUUGAUCUAUUUGACUAUGAUGGGUUUUCUGCAUUUAUUAUUCUUAAUCAAGAAACAGCAAUGAAUGUAAAAAAACCUCAUGUAGCAUGGCUAAUUGUAGGAAAACCUGAAAAACUAGGAGCCUUUAGUUCACAACAUCUAAAAACAAAUAUUGACUUGCAUAAAAUGCACGUAUCUGUUUACCCAAAAACAGACUUGGUUUAUAUUUCUUUGCCAUAUAUAAUGUCUGAGAAUGACGUUGUUUUACUGAUUUCUUCGUUUGAUCCACCUCUUAACAAUCCUCCAGCACUGAGCAUUAAAAUACUAAAAUGGACAGAAUGCGUUCUUUGUUUAAAAAUGACAGGGAUAAACUUAGAUGAAGAAAUUCUAAAACUUACACAAUUAAGCUUAUAC